AUGCCAAUACAAUUGUCAGAUUUUCAGAAGAUCGGUCUCGGUCUGUCAAUAUUUGGUGUUGGUUUUAUUUUUCUUGGUAUGAUUUUUUUAUUUGAUAAAGGUUUACUUGCAGUUGGAAAUAUUUUAUUUCUUGCUGGUUUAAGUAUGAUUAUUGGAUUUGAACGUACAUUUCGAUUUUUCUUUCAACGUACAAAAAUUAAGGCUACAUUUCUUUUCUUUGGUGGUAUUGGAAUUGUUUUAUUUGGUUGGCCAAUGGUUGGAAUGAUUUUUGAAAUAUAUGGAUUUUUUCUUCUGUUUGGUGGUUUCAUUCCAAUUGCAAUUAAUUUUCUUCGACGUUUGCCAAUCAUCGGUUCAAUUUUAUUGUUGCCGGCUCAUCGAUCAUUAAAAAGUACAUGUAUAAUAUUUACAUAUAAUGUUCAACAUAAUAUUCUUCGAACCCUUUCAUCGAGUUCUUUCUAUCGUUAUCAAUAUGAUUUAUUAUUACGACAAAAUGUAAAUCGUUUAUCAAAACGAACACAAUCUAGCUUCACACCACCUUCAAAUAAUAAUAGUAAUCAAUCAGUUUCAUCAGAAAAAAAUCCAUCUACAAUAACAACAGUAUUAAAAGGUUUCAAUCUAAAUAUAAUAUCAAUAGAACUCAUCUGUUUAUUUUUAGCUCGUCCACGUAAUACACAAGUAAAUGAUGUUCCUGAAAGUUAUACAGAUAAUAAACUUAUUACAGCUGUACGAGCUAUGCAUGAAUAUUUAUUAAGUCCAUCAGAUUUAGAAACACUUCAAAAAUAUAAAACACGUUCACCUUAUACAGAUGUUGCUGAUAGUUCACGUAUGCUUACAGUUUAUCGACGAGGUGAUGUCGAAAAACGAGCUCAUGAAGUGUGGGGUAGUCAAGAAAAUUUAAAUAAAGAAAAAGCUAAACGAACUAAAGCUCUACGAGAUGAAGAUGAAGCUAAGUUUGGUUUAAAAAAAGCCAUUAAAGAAUAUCAAAAACGUUUAAUAUUAAUAGAAAAUGCAUCAUUUGAUAAUCGAAAAGCAGUUAAAAAAAAUAUUCUUACCACUGGUAGUGGAAAAGUAGUUAUUGCAGCUGUUCUUAUUAAUGCAACAAAUGCCGUUGUUAAAACUAUUGGUUGGUUAUUUACAGGUUCGGCUUCAUUAUUUUCUGAAGCAGUACAUUCCAUUGCUGAUACAUGUAAUCAACUUAUAUUAUCAUUUGGUUUAUGGCAAUCAAUCAAAAAACCUAACCCUGAACAUCCUUAUGGUUAUUCAAAUAUGACAUAUAUAUCUUCACUUAUUAGUGGUGUAGGAAUAUUCUGUUUUGGCACAGGUCUAGCUUGGUAUCAUGGUAUAUUAGUAUUAUUAUAUCCUCAAGAAAUGGAAUCUGUCGUUUGGGGUAUAACACUUUUAAGUGGUUCAUUAAUAUCUGAAGGAGCAACACUUUAUAUGGCUGCUAAUGAAAUUCGAGCAUCAGCUAAAGAAACUGGCAUGAAAUUUUGGGAAUAUGUUAGUCAAGGAUAUAAACCAAAUGUGAAUGUUGUCCUAUUAGAAGAUUUAGCAGCUGUUUUAGGUGUAUGUGUAGCUGCUACGGCUAUGGGUCUUUCACUUUAUCUUCAUUCACCUAUUCCAGAUGCCAUUGGAUCACUUAUUAUUGGUUGUAUUUUAGGUGGUGUUGCUUCUUUUAUUAUUUAUUCAAAUACAGCUGCACUUGUUGGACGAUCUAUUCAUCCGAAUCAGAUUGAAGCAAUUAAUAAUGAUUUAGAAAAUGAUCGAAUGGUUCGUGCAUUGUAUGAUAUUAAAGCAACUGAUAUGGGUUCACAAUCAGUUAUGUUUAAAGCUGAAGUUGAUAUUGAUGGAAGAGAAAUAGCUCGAUCGUAUUUAGAAAGAAUUGAUAUUGAACUUCUUCUUAAAGAAAUUCAAAAAAUUGAUACAGCUGAAUCAGUUGAAAUGUUUCUUCUUAAACAUGGAGAAAAUGUUGUCGAUAGAGUUGGAGCAGAAAUUGAUCGUAUCGAACGAAAUCUUCGAAAAAAACAUCCCUAUUUACGACAUGUUGAUUUAGAAGUUCUUUAG
Messenger RNA from Rotaria sp. Silwood1, 2061 nucleotides. NCBI's taxonomy places the organism in Eukaryota, Metazoa, Rotifera, Eurotatoria, Philodinida, Philodinidae. The record is from the annotation of a GenBank genome assembly.